UGUCCCGGGGAGCGGAGCACCCCUCCCGUGGCCCCUGCACCCGCUGCCCGCCGGCGGGGCCGCCGCGGGGCCGCGCCACCUUAAACCCGACAUCCGCCGGGCGCGGAGCCCUGCGCCGAGCCGCCGUCCCCGCCGGCAUGGCAGGGCUGUGCGGGGUAUCGCCCGCCUCUCUGCUUGCACCCUGAGCUCUCCUGCUUGCACCCCAAGAUCCGUGCUUGCACGCUGGGGUCUCCUGCUUGCACCCCGCAGUCUCCCGCGUGCACCCUGAGGUCCUUGCGUGCACCCCGCGAUCCCCUGCUUGCACCCGGAGAUCCCUGCUUGCACGCUGACGUCCCCUGCUUAUUCCCAGCAGCUCCCUUUUUGCCCUCUGAGGUCCUUCGCUUGCACCCCACAGUCCCCCGCUUGCACCCCAACAUCCCCACUUGCACCCUGAGGUCCCCGCCUGCCGCCGAGCCCGACCAGCCUGGUGGCGGCUGCCGGUGGCAGGUCCCUGUGCUUGGCCAAGGCAGGCUACGCUGGGGGUCAGCAGCCACCGGAAUCACCAUGGAGUUCUCCGAACUGAUCAAGACGGCGACAGUGGAGAGCGUGCUGCUGUCGUGCACGGGGCUGCCGGCGGUGAAGGGCACCCUGUGCAUCACCAGCCACCACCUGCUCCUCUCCUCCUGCCCUGGCGGGGACGCCCAGCCGGGCACUGUGGAGCUCUGGCUGCUCAUCCGCAACGUGGAUGCCGUGGAGAAGAGAGUGCAGAAUUUAGGCUGGUACCAGCCCCCCCGGAAUAAUGGCUCGCUGCGGGACACCAGGCUCGCUGGCUCCUCCGGCACCAUCACGCUCCGCUGCAAGGACCUGAAGGUGCUGCAGCUGGAGAUCCCGGGCAUGGAGGAGUGUCUCAACAUUGCCAGCUCCAUCGAGGCUCUCUCCUCGGUGGACUCCGUGAUGAUGAUGUACCCGUUCUUCUACAGACCCGAGAGCCUGAAGCUCGAGGAAGGAUGGCACCUUUUCCCCCUCGAGCAGUACUUCCAGCAGAUCGCCUCGCAGACGAGCCAGUGGCGGCUGAGCGACGUGAACCGGGAUUUCACCACCUGCCCCACGUACCCUCCCGCGGUCAUCGUGCCGGCGGCGGUGGACGAUGACAGCUUGCGGAAGGCUGCCCGUUUCCGGCAGGGCGGGCGAUUCCCCAUCCUCAGCUAUUACCACCCCAACAACGGCACUGCGAUGCUCCGCAGCAGCCAGCCGCUGACAGGCCCCAACCGAAAGCGCUGCCGUGAGGACGAGAUGCUGCUGGGGACGGUCCUGGACGAGGGGGAACGGGGCUUUAUCAUCGAUACACGGUCGGCCCAGGCAGCAAAGCAGGCUCGGAUGACGGGAGGGGGCACAGAGCCCAAGUCCUCCUACCCACAGUGGAGGAGGCUGCACCGGCCCCUGGAGAGAGGCCGCCCAUUACAGGAGAGCUUCAUUAAGCUGGUGGAAGCCUGCAACGACACCUCGCUGAACAUGGACCGGUGGCUGAGCCGGCUGGAGAGCUGCCGCUGGCUGAGCCACGUCAAGGCGGCCCUGAGCACGGCCUGCCUGGCUGCACAGUGCAUGGACAGGGAGGAGGCCAGUGUGCUGGUGCAUGGGGCGGAGGGGACAGACACGACGCUGCUGGUGACAGCGCUGGCCCAGGUCAUCCUGGACCCGUCCUGCCGCACGCUGGUGGGCUUCCAGGGGCUGCUGGAGCGGGAGUGGAUUGAGGCCGGCCACCCCUUCCACCUCCGCUGCGCCCGCUCUGCCUACUCCCACGCCCGGCUGAAGCAGGAGGCACCGCUUUUCCUCCUCUUCCUUGACUGCGUGUGGCAGCUGAGCCGCCAGUUCCCCUUCUCCCUGGAGUUUGACGAGCGCCUCCUCCUCACCCUCUUCGACAACGCCUACGCCUCUGCCUACGGCACCUUCCUCUGCAACAACGAGAAGGAGAGGUGCCUGUGUAAAGUGAAGGAGAGCACACACUCCCUCUGGGCCUGGUUGAACCAGCCUGGGGAGAGGAAGAAGUACCUGAACCCUCUUUACUCACACAACACCUUGGUCAUCUGGCCCUCCGUGGAGCCCCAGAGCAUCCAGCUCUGGCAGGGUUUAUUCUUCCGAUGGAUCCGUUCAUCCCAGUACCUGGACGAGGCCUGGGCAGAGAUCCAGCGGUUAGCAGAGGGCAACGACCCCCCGGUCAAGGAGAGCACAGGGAACAGGCUAAGCCAGUCUCUCUCUGACCCCGCUGCCCAGACGGAGAACGAAAGAUGACCGGCAGUGUGGGCAAUUCAGUCCCCGCAGGCUGCUGGGCCAAGGUGACGCUGCAGCUUUCCGCGGGAUGCGCUGUGCAGGACACAGGCCCUGCGGAGCCCGGAGGACAGCUCUGGGAGAGGAGAGACUCCCUUCCGCAGCCUCCAGGCUGCACAGACUGAGCUUGUUUCAGUAAAGUGCUCUCUCUCGCAGCCGAA
Molecule: messenger RNA, 2465 nt
Organism: Phalacrocorax carbo (great cormorant)
Lineage: Eukaryota; Metazoa; Chordata; Aves; Suliformes; Phalacrocoracidae
Source: RefSeq, a predicted model, not a curated record